Suricata suricatta (meerkat) is the source of this 738-nucleotide messenger RNA. Its product is annotated as zinc finger protein 678-like. Bases 1 to 738 code for a protein of 245 amino acids. The record is from RefSeq and is a predicted model, not a curated record. Lineage: Eukaryota; Metazoa; Chordata; Mammalia; Carnivora; Herpestidae. The transcript is spliced from 2 exons.
AUGGCCUUUCCCCAACAUUCACCUGUUACUGAACAUCACAGAACCCAUACAGGUGAGAAACCUUACCAAUGUACGGAAUGUGGCAAGGCCUUUACUCAGCAGUCAGACCUUAAUAGACAUAACAGAAUCCAUACUGGAGAAAAGCCUUACCAAUGCAAAGAAUGUGGCAAGGCCUUUACUCAGCAGUCACACCUUAACAGACAUCUCCAAAUCCAUACUGGAGAGAAACCUUACCAAUGCAAAGAAUGUGGCAAAUCCUUUACUCACCACGCAAGCCUUAUCCAACAUCUCCGAAUCCAUACUGGAGAGAAGCCUUACCAAUGUAAAGAAUGUGGCAAGGCCUUUACUCAACAGUCAGCCCUUACCCAACAUCACAGAAUCCAUACUGGAGAGAAGCCUUACCAAUGCAAAGAAUGUGGCAAGGCCUUUACUCAACAGUCAAACCUUACCCAACAUCACAAAAUCCAUACUGGAGAGAAGCCUUACCAAUGCAAAGAAUGUGGCAAAGCCUUUACUCAACACUCAACCUUUAUCCAACAUCUCCGAAUCCAUACUGGAGAGAAGCCUUACCAAUGCAAAGAAUGUGGCAAAUCCUUUACUUACCACUCAACCCUUACCAAACAUCACCAAAUCCAUACUAGAGAGAAACCCUACCAAUGUAACGAAUGUGGCAAGACCUUUACCAAGCAUGCACAUUUUAUUGGACAUAAAAGAAUCCAUUCUGGAGAGAAAUGUUAG